Molecule: messenger RNA, 2466 nt
Organism: Cladophialophora psammophila CBS 110553
Lineage: Eukaryota; Fungi; Ascomycota; Eurotiomycetes; Chaetothyriales; Herpotrichiellaceae
Product: CMGC/DYRK/YAK protein kinase
Exons: 2
Coding region: 1-2466 (821 amino acids)
Biological process (GO): peptidyl-threonine phosphorylation; peptidyl-serine phosphorylation
Cellular component (GO): cytoplasm; nucleus
Molecular function (GO): protein serine/threonine kinase activity; protein tyrosine kinase activity; ATP binding
Source: RefSeq, a predicted model, not a curated record
AUGUCCGCCAACAACACGCCUCAGACCCAGUCACAUCCCUACGAGCACAAUGGUGAGGUCGACGUACCAAUGGAAGAUGCAGAUCCUUAUAACCGAACCAAAUAUCCUCCACGACCGACUCACCAACACCACCUGUCCACCCAGUAUAUUCCCGAAAUCUCGACAGCUGCUCAGCGCUACUCCCCAAUGAAUGCUCAAUCAACGGGCGCAGGCUACGUCUCAAGUCCCAAAACACAGAAUCCGUCCUUCUCCUACCUCAAUCAGUCCCAGACGACGCGACAGUCUCCCCCUCGCCAAAGCAGCUACAACACAGAGCGGUACACCGAACCCCCGACCCCGACGAGAUAUCCGUCCGAUUAUGCAUCUACCAUCCAGAGCUCCGCGUUGAGCCCCGAGUCAUAUUAUCCUACCUCUGCAACCAACGCGCGACCUGCUCCUCUGUCAAGACAGCAAUCACAGCACCAGGGACUAGGUCCGGUGCCAAAAUUCAGGAAGGUCAAGACCAUGCAAGAUCUCAACCCUAAGGUCAACGCCCAGCCACCCUAUAGGAGGGCAAAUCCGGAAGGCGGUUUUAUCAGCCCAUUGCAAGCGCUUACCACCCAUCUCCCAGCCACGUACAGAAUAUGUAAUCCUAGCUUCAAAUACGAGUCAUCCCGAAAUCCAAGACGGGUUUUGACAAAACCGAGCAAAGGAACAAAGAAUGAUGGCUACGAUAACGACGAUAGCGACUACAUUCUCUACGUCAACGACAUUCUGGGGAGUGAAGAGGCAGGCCACAAGAAUCGAUACUUGAUUCUAGAUGUGCUAGGUCAGGGGACUUUUGGCCAAGUGGUCAAGUGCCAAAAUCUGAGAACACAAGAAGUUGUUGCGGUCAAGGUCAUCAAAAAUCGCACGGCUUACUUCAAUCAGAGUAUGAUGGAAGUUUCAGUUCUGGAUUUGCUAAACCAGAAACUCGACAAAAAUGAUGACCAUCAUCUUCUGCGGCUUAAAGACACGUUCAUACAUCGCCAACAUCUGUGUCUCGUUUUCGAGCUUCUCAGCGUCAACUUAUAUGAAUUGAUCAAACAGAAUCAAUUCCGAGGUCUCAGCACGACACUCGUCCGUGUCUUUGCACAGCAGCUGCUUAACGGGUUGACGUUGUUGAACAAGGCGCGGCUGAUCCACUGUGAUCUGAAACCGGAGAAUAUACUCUUGAAAAAUCUGGAAAGUCCCAUCAUCAAAAUUAUCGACUUCGGGUCUGCCUGCGACGAAAGGCAGACUGUCUACACUUACAUACAAUCUCGAUUUUACAGAUCCCCUGAAGUUUUACUGGGGCUUCCUUACUCGUCUGCCAUUGACAUGUGGUCUCUUGGAUGCAUUGUCGUGGAGUUAUUUCUGGGCCUGCCGUUGUUUCCCGGUUCUUCCGAGUACAACCAAGUCUCUCGAAUCGUCGAAAUGCUGGGCAUGCCGCCGACGUGGAUGUUGGAGAUGGGAAAGCAAUCGGGGGAAUUUUUUGAAAAGACGACGGACGAGUUUGGCCGUCGCACGUAUCGGCUCAAAAGCAUGGAGCAAUACUCUCGCGAGCACAACGUUAAAGAGCAACCGAGCAAAAAGUACUUUCAAGCAACAACACUUCCCGAGAUCAUUCGAAGCUAUUCUAUGCCUCGAAAGAACAUGAAACAAGCUGAAGUGGAAAGAGAAAUGAACAACCGCAUCGCAUUUACCGAUUUUGUUCGCGGCUUGCUCACCAUCAACCCUUUGGAACGCUGGUCACCUCAGCAAGCGAAGCUACAUCCUUUCAUCACGCAGCAAAAAUUUACCCAGCCGUUUGUCCCUCCGAUGAACCUGAAGUCGCCCUCUAGCAAGACCCCUGCUCCUGGUGUACAGCAACAACAACAAGCUGAAGCGCUCAGCAAGCAACGUGCUGCUCAGGCCGCUCAGGCUCAGGCACAAGCUGCACAAGCUGCCCAUGCACAAGCACAGGCACAAUCCGUAGCUCAGAAUGCCUAUGCAAUGCAGAUGACCCCCUAUCCACCAUCCCAACCUCCACCCAUGUACAACAAUAUGUAUCCGGCCCAUCCACAAGGCGCCCCUCCACCUUAUCCGACUCACUCGUCAAACUAUCCUGCACAAAUGGGUAUGAUGCAGCAAACCUCGCAGAUGAAUCCCAGUCACUACAAUCACCAGCAAAGUCUUUACGCGCAGGCCACGCAAAGGGCUGGCCGCCAACGUGCUUCAACCAUGGAUCAACAGCAGGCUGGUAUUCCUGCGGCUAUUCAACGAGUUGCGAGCCAUCUGGACCCCAAUCAACCAAUCAGACUUCAGCCGAGUCCAGCGUAUUAUCCGCCUCCAGCUGAUGGCUAUGUUGAUUCGCCAUCAACUGCAAGAAGACGCGGCAGCCGUAACCAGAGAAAUCGCGAUUUUAUCCGGACUCUGGAAGAUGGUGCGAUGGGCGACAGUUUUAUGAAUAAGGCGCAGUGGCACUGA